AUGUCAUCGCAACACUCUUCUGCGGAUCCCCAUGAAAAAUGGCCGAGGAAUAAUGAUCAUGACACGGACUCUAUCGCGGAGACUGUGUCUUCGGUAGAAACCCGGGCCGACCAGGAUGUGCUGGGCAGGGCAUUGACCGCGCAUGUCUCACGAACCUCUCAUAUGUCGCUAUCAGAGCGCGUGACUACAAUUCCCACAAACGCCACCGCUGAUCCCAACUUUGAAGUGGAUUGGGAUUCAGAGGAUGAUCCCGCGAAUCCCAAGAACUGGACGAUGGGUUACACGGCCAUGGGGAUUCUGUUUUUGUCAUGGAACACUCUUAUUGUUGUGCUAUACUCAACAUCUUAUACCUCAGCCACGACGCAGAUCGAAGAAGAGUUUGGCCAGUCUGAAACUAUCGUUACUCUGGGACUGACAUUCUAUCUGAUCGGCCUGGCAAUCGGGUCUAUGUUCAUGGCUCCAUUGAGUGAAGUAUACGGCCGGAAACCCGUUUGCGUGACUUGCAUGGUUGUGUUCACCGCUAUGAUCAUUCCCUGUGCUCUCGCCAAAUCGAUAACGACAUUGAUCGUCGUGCGAUUCAUCGGUGCGCUCUUCGGCAGUGUCAUGAUCUCCACGGCACCGGGUAUGGUAGCCGAUAUAGUAGACGAUGAGCAUCGCGCACUGGCAAUCUCAAUCUGGAGUAUCGGUCCUCUUAACGGCCCAGUUGUGGGACCCGUAAUCGGAGGAUUCGUGACCCAGUAUCUCGGCUGGCGAUGGAUGUGCUGGAUCGUAUUGAUCCUCUCAGGCGUGGGUUUAGCCUUCGCUCUCAUCCUGAAGGAGACCUACGGACCGACUCUGCUACAGGAAAAGGCCGCUCGACUGCGCAAAGAAACUGGUGAUUCUCGCUGGUGGUCCCGCUAUGACCGCAAGGAUAGUCUAUACGAAAUCCUGAAGCUGGCCCUCAGUCGCCCAUUCGUCAUGGCUGUUACUGAGCCAAUCUGUAUAUUUUGGGAUCUCUAUGUCGCAAUCGUUUAUGGUAUCCUCUACCUCUGUUUUGUUGCCUACCCUAUCGUUUUCCAGGAAAUCCGUGGCUGGUCCCUCGGUCUAUCUGGCCUUGCUUUCCUCGGUAUCGGUAUCGGAGUUGUACUCACCAUUGCCUCUGAGCCUCUUGUUCGCCGACUGAUCAACAGGCAUGAAAAGGAUCCGGACACUGGCAAGGUUUACCCCGAGGCCAUGGUCUCUUUCAUCUGUAUCUGCUCCAUCCUCAUCCCCAUUGGCGAGCUUUGGUUCGCUUGGACCUGUGCCCCAGCCUCCAUUCACUGGAUCGUGCCUUUGCUUGCUGGAAUCCCCUUCGGAGCUGGUAACACCGGUGUCUUCAUCUACGCUUCAAACUAUCUCACCGGUAGCUAUGGCAUGUAUGCUGCGUCCGCGCUGGCGGGUAACUCGGUUGUCCGGAGUAUCCUUGGUGCAGUGCUGCCGCUCGCUGGCACAGCUAUGUACAACAGCCUUGGUCCGAAUUGGGCGGGCACUUUGCUCGGAUUGCUGGAAGUGGUUAUUAUCCCGAUUCCGUUUGUGUUCUACAAGUAUGGACACAAGAUUCGACAAAAGAGCACUAUGAUUAUGCGCAUGCAGGAGGAGAAGAAGAAUGUGGAAGGCAAGAGGGCGAGAAGAGUGGCUCAGCUGGCUGCUGUUGCUGAGGAGAAGAAAGCCGAGGAAGUCUGA
Messenger RNA from Penicillium longicatenatum, 1701 nucleotides. RefSeq names its product MFS transporter. Gene Ontology annotation, biological process: transmembrane transport. The transcript is spliced from 2 exons. Lineage: Eukaryota; Fungi; Ascomycota; Eurotiomycetes; Eurotiales; Aspergillaceae. The record is from RefSeq and is a predicted model, not a curated record. The coding region runs from base 1 to 1701 and encodes 566 amino acids. Gene Ontology annotation, molecular function: transmembrane transporter activity. Gene Ontology annotation, cellular component: membrane.